Molecule: messenger RNA, 2880 nt
Organism: Penicillium lagena
Lineage: Eukaryota; Fungi; Ascomycota; Eurotiomycetes; Eurotiales; Aspergillaceae
Product: snoRNA-binding rRNA-processing protein DIP2
Exons: 3
Coding region: 1-2880 (959 amino acids)
Biological process (GO): maturation of SSU-rRNA
Cellular component (GO): Pwp2p-containing subcomplex of 90S preribosome; small-subunit processome
Molecular function (GO): protein binding; snoRNA binding
Source: RefSeq, a predicted model, not a curated record
AUGGUGAAAUCGUACCUAAAAUUCGAGCACUCGAAUACCUUCGGGCUCGUCGCUUCGGCUUCUUCCAAUGCCAUUUGGGCCAAGGACGAGCAGACCGCUGCCGGGGCCACACGCCAGACCGGUGCCGGACGAGCCAUUGUCGGCGCAGGGGAACAAGUCUUGUGCUGGGAUGUCAAGAAGGGCGAGCUGCUCGGCAGAUGGCGCGAUGCAGCAUGCAAGGCUCAAGUGACAGUCGUCACGCAGAGCAAGACCGAUGAAGAUAUCUUCGCAGUCGGGUACGAAGAUGGCAGCAUUCGAAUCUGGGACUCGAGGACCGGCUCAAUCAUCAUCUCCUUUAACGGACACAAGUCCGCCGUUACCCAACUGGCCUUUGACAACGCAGGCGUGCGCCUCGCCAGUGGUGCGAGAGAUACGGAUAUUAUCUUAUGGGACUUGAUCGCGGAGGUUGGGCUGUUCAAAUUGCGCGGGCAUACAGACCAGAUCACUUCGCUUCAUUUCCUAUCUCCGUCGCCAGACCUUCUCAAUGCCGCCGGGAUGAGCGACCACUCGGGCUUCUUGUUGACCACCGGCAAAGACUCGCUUAUUAAGGUCUGGGAUCUAGCGUCACAGCACUGUAUCGAAACACAUGUGGCGCAAAACAAUGGCGAAUGCUGGAGCCUGGGUCUUUCGCCGGAUCAGGGUGGGUGUAUCACUGCUGGCAAUGACGGAGAGCUCAAGGUCUGGUCGAUUGAUGAGAGCGCCUUGAUUGAAAUCUCAAAGGAAAAAGUCGGAGCAGAGGGUCGCCGAAUUCUGACGGACAGAGGGACAUUCUACCGACACGGCAAGGACCGCACAACCGGCAUCCGAUUCCACCCUCGAUCAGACUACGUUGCCUUUCAUGGGUCUGAGAAAGCGGUCGAGAUCUGGCGCAUUCGGUCACAAACGGAGGUGCAAAAGAGCCUAGCUCGGAAACGGAAGAGGAGAAAGGAGAAGGAGGCUCAACAGCCCGAAGCUGAGCCCAAGGCCGACCACAAACCUGAAGAUGCCUCUUCGGCGCCCGUCACGGAGGUGUUCGUUUCCCACGUUAUCGUGCGGACUGGGGGCAAGAUUCGUUCCUUUGACUGGAUGACUACCAAGUCAAGUGGGCUCAACAUUCUGGCUGCCACGACGAACAACCAGCUUGAGUCGUACAGUAUAGUCGCGGCGAACAAGAAGAGCAAAGACAGUGACGACCUGGACUACAAUCGCAAUCUGGCCGUGGAUAUCCCCGGCCACCGAACAGACAUUCGCUCCAUCGCAUUGAGCUCCGACGACCGAAUGCUUGCGUCUGCAUCAAAUGGCGGUCUCAAAAUCUGGAAUGUUCGCACUGAGAGCUGUCUACGGACGUUGGAAUGCGGCUAUUCUCUCUGCUCGGCCUUUCUGCCGGGUGACAAGAUUGUGGUCGUUGGAAAUAAGAACGGAGAGCUCGAGGUGUUCGACAUUGCAUCCUCCACCCUGCUGGACACCAUCAAGGCCCACGACGGCCCUGUCUGGUCACUCCAUGUCCAUCCCGAUGGCAAGUCGAUGGUCAGCGGAAGUGCGGACAAGACCGCCAAGUUCUGGGAAUUCCAGGUCGUCCAAGAAGAAAUCCCCGGUACCAAACGCACAACACCACGCCUGAAGCUAGUGCACACAAGAACCUUGAAGGUCUCCGAUGAUAUUCUCAGCCUUCGUUUCUCACCGGAUGCGCGACUGCUUGCUGUUUCAUUGCUGGACAACACGGUCAAGGUGUUCUUCACGGACUCGUUAAAAUUGUUCCUCAAUCUCUACGGCCACAAGCUUCCCGUCCUGAGCAUGGACAUCUCUUAUGACAGCAAGUUGAUUGUCACCUGUUCCGCGGAUAAGAUGGUCCGUCUAUGGGGACUGGACUUCGGAGACUGCCACAAGGCCCUUCUGGCGCACGAGGACAGCAUCAUGGCAGUGGCGUUUGUUCCUAAUAAUAAAGAAGGGAACGGACACAACUUCUUCAGUGCCAGCAAGGACCGAGUCAUCAAGUACUGGGACGGGGACAAGUUUGAGCAGAUCCAGCGGCUGACCGGACACUUUGGAGAGAUCUGGGCGCUCGCCAUGAGCCAUUCUGGCGAAUUCAUCGUCAGUGCCAGCCACGACAAGAGUAUCCGCAUCUGGCAACAGACUGAUGAGCCGCUCUUCCUGGAGGAAGAGCGCGAGAAAGAAGAGGAAGAGGCGUACGAUGCCACCCUCACGGCGUCUCUGGAACAGGACGAAGAGGGCGAAGAUGGUGAGAAAGCUGAAGCAGUGGAUGCGGGCAAACAGACGACUGGCACACUCAUGGCCGGAGAAAAGAUCAUGGAAGCGCUGGACAUCGGCAUCGAGGAUCUCGCGGCCAUGCGUGAAUGGCGCCAGAUCAAAGCCGCUAAUCCCAACGCCGCAGCCGCACCCCCCGACCGCAACCCGCUCUACCUAGCGCUAGGCAACGUCUCCGCCGAGCAACACGUUCUGAACGUGGUCCAGAAAAUCCCAGCGGCAGCAUUGCAGGAUGCGCUCCUAGUGCUGCCCUUCUCCAAACUAGCCGCCCUCUUCACCUUCCUCAACAUCUGGGCUGAGCGUGAAUGGAACAUCGCGCUAACCUGCCGCGUGCUCUUUUUCAUGCUGAAGACCCACCACCGCCAGAUCGUCUCCAGUAAGAUGAUGCGGCCCAUGCUCGACGAUAUCCGGAAGACCCUGCGGAGGGUUCUGGCAAGGCAGAAGGAUGAAAUGGGCUUUAAUAUGUCCGCCCUGCAGUUUAUUGGUCUUCAGAUCCGUGAGCAGAGCAGCAAGGACUACGUUGAUGAGGAUACUUGGGAAGAGCAGCAGGUACAGAAGGGGUCUGGCAAGAAACGCCAGUUUGUCAGUGUGGCCUGA